This is a messenger RNA of Strongylus vulgaris, 246 nucleotides long. The record is from the annotation of a GenBank genome assembly. NCBI's taxonomy places the organism in Eukaryota, Metazoa, Nematoda, Chromadorea, Rhabditida, Strongylidae.
CCACGCAAUCCAUUUCUGCUUUCUUGUGUACUAAUCACUGGACUGACUUGGGCAGUUGCUGCUAUGAACGGGAUGAGCACUGCUUUCAUUAUCCAAAGCUGUGAGAACUGUUCGGACAUGGUUUCACUCGUCGAUGAGUUUGAUCUGCGUGGCGAGAAGUCUUGGUAUGCAGAUGCGACCGUCAGCGCCUUCAUGAUUGGAAAUGGUAUUGGAGGGACUAUCGUGUCAAAAGCAGCAGAUAGGUAA